AAUUUUUAUCAGGGGAUGGGGAUACCUGUUGGAAAACUGGCUCCGUAUACAGCACUUGGCGGAGUUAGACCUUCUUCGUGUUUGCCCGUAACCAUUGAUGUGGGGACAAACAAUGAGCAGUUGUUGAAAGAUGAAUUCUACAUUGGGCUCAGACAAAGGAGGGCAACUGGGAAGGAAUAUUAUGACCUUCUUCAUGAAUUCAUGACUGCUGUCAAGCAGAACUAUGGUGAAAAAGUACUCAUACAGUUUGAAGAUUUUGCAAACCACAAUGCUUUUGAGCUGCUAGCGAAAUAUAGUACUACUCAUCUUGUCUUCAAUGAUGAUAUACAGGGGACAGCAGCUGUGGUUCUUGCAGGGCUUGUUGCGGCACUGAAGUUACUUGGUGGAUCCUUGGCCGAGCAGACAUUUUUAUUCCUUGGUGCUGGGGAAGUGAGACUCUAAUCUGUCUUCCUUCUUUUACACUAUAAACCUAUUUUCCUCUAGGGGCCA
This is a messenger RNA of Camellia sinensis, 489 nucleotides long. Lineage: Eukaryota; Viridiplantae; Streptophyta; Magnoliopsida; Ericales; Theaceae. The record is from RefSeq and is a predicted model, not a curated record.